AUGUUGGGUUUUCAUUUGGGAAAGAGUUUGUAUUGUCUUGUGGUGAAAUCUGGGUUUGGUUCUAAUGUUCUCGUGCAAAAAUGCUUUGAUCCAUAUGAGCAAGCGCUAUUAGAAUGUGGCAAUGAUAUAGACACUGCCAUCAAGAGGCUGGAGGAGCUUUGCUUAGGAGCAGCAGAGGCUAGAGGGGAAAAGACUUGUCCUGUUGAGGAACUGGGCACAACUGCUGAGCAGGGUAUAUUAACUAAUAAUGGAGAAGCUGCUGCUGCUGCUGCUGUGACUAUUCAGAAUCAAUCAGCCUCUGAAAAUAUGCCUGCUGAUGGUGCUGGUGCUGAAUGGGUGGACUUGUUUGUGAGGGAGAUGAUGAGUGCUACAAGUGUGGAUGAUGCCAAAUCCCAUGUCUCUAAGUUGCUUGCAGUUUUGGAGAAUUCCAUAACUAAUAUUCGGCCCUUAAAAAGUUCCUAGCUUUGCCUUGACUUCAUUGUUGAAUGUUGUUCAUAUGAUAAUAAUGGUUCAAUUCGAAAGAUAUUCAAGAAUAAUUGUAAAAAUUCAUUUUUAAUUUAAUUAGUUGAGUGGCUCAUGGUGUAAA
Messenger RNA from Gossypium arboreum, 586 nucleotides. RefSeq lists its product as uncharacterized. Bases 1 to 462 code for a protein of 153 amino acids. The transcript is spliced from 3 exons. The record is from RefSeq and is a predicted model, not a curated record. NCBI's taxonomy places the organism in Eukaryota, Viridiplantae, Streptophyta, Magnoliopsida, Malvales, Malvaceae.